AUGUACAGCUUCAUGGCAGGGGGUCUUUUCUGCGCCUCGGUUGGGAACAUCCUGCUGGUGGUUUGCACAGCCACUGACUACUGGGUGCAGUACCGGCUCCAGGGAGCCUUGGCCCACCAGGGCCUCUGGCGCUACUGUCUGGUGGGCAAGUGCUACAUGCAGAUGGAGAACAUUGCCUACUGGAACGCCACCCGGGCCUUCAUGAUCCUCUCUGCCCUGUCCUGCUUCGCUGGCAUCAUCACGGGGAUCUUGUCCUUCGCCCACCGAUCCACCUUCGAGAAAUUCAACCGGUCGUUCGCUGCUGGGAUAAUGUUCUUCGUCUCCACGCUCUUCGUCCUGCUGGCCAUGGCUGUCUACACCGGAGUCACCGUCAACUUCCUGGGCAAGCGGUUCGGGGACUGGCGCUUCUCCUGGUCUUACAUCCUGGGCUGGGUUGCCCUGCUCAUGACCUUCUUCGCAGGGAUAUUUUACAUGUGCGCGUAUCGGAUGCACGAUUGCCAGCGCGUGGCUGAGACGCGUUAA
This is a messenger RNA of Terrapene triunguis (Three-toed box turtle), 522 nucleotides long. RefSeq names its product lens fiber membrane intrinsic protein-like. The transcript is spliced from 4 exons. Gene Ontology annotation, molecular function: structural constituent of eye lens. Gene Ontology annotation, cellular component: plasma membrane. Bases 1 to 522 code for a protein of 173 amino acids. The record is from RefSeq and is a predicted model, not a curated record. NCBI's taxonomy places the organism in Eukaryota, Metazoa, Chordata, Testudines, Emydidae.